Messenger RNA from Apis florea (little honeybee), 1750 nucleotides. RefSeq names its product odorant receptor 13a. The record is from RefSeq and is a predicted model, not a curated record. NCBI's taxonomy places the organism in Eukaryota, Metazoa, Arthropoda, Insecta, Hymenoptera, Apidae. Gene Ontology annotation, molecular function: odorant binding; olfactory receptor activity. Gene Ontology annotation, biological process: sensory perception of smell; detection of chemical stimulus involved in sensory perception of smell. Gene Ontology annotation, cellular component: plasma membrane.
AACACGUAAUACCUACUUGUAUAAAGUUUCGUAAACUAUGAAUUAUUAUGAUCCACCUAUUACACGAUAACUGUCAUUUAUGUUACGAUCGAUUUCGCCUUCGAUAUUUUCCGCGACAUUUUUCGCAGUUCCUCCGGAAUACGAUGAAAUACACCAUUUGAUCGGAUGAAUCGUAUUGCAAUAAAAAAAACAAAAAUCUGUUCUAACAUAAAUCGUGCGAUUUUUUUUUUAAAUAAACAAGUUCAUUCGAGAUAUAUAUAUAUAUACACAACAACACACACACACACACACACACACACACACACACACACAUAUAUCUCGAGAAAAUGAACGAGUUCCGUAACGAGGAGUACGAUCGAUUGAUUAAACCAAUAAUGAUAACUGGAAAAAUCAUUUCUAUAUGGCCGUUGGCAGAGAAUAGCAGUUGGAUAGCGAUUACGUUUAGAAGAUUUCACCUGUUCUGUAUGUUUUUCCUGGUGAUCGUGAUGUCUGUCGCGGUAACAGCCGACGUGAUUCACAAUAUAGAUGACCUGGACGAAGCGACCGAAUGCGCGUUAAUCUGUACAGCUUUUUACCUUUGCGUGGUCCGUUUGCUCGUCUACUCGUUCCACCAGAAGGACAUGCUCUACGUGGUGAAUACGAUGAGACAGGAUUGGAUCUCAUCCUCGGAUCAGGACCGGCUCAUUUUCGCCGAGAAAACCAUGUUCGCCUUCCGCCUCGCGAAAUAUUUUAUCACCACCGUCGCCAUAACCAUCGUGAUGUUCAUGUCCGUCCCAAUUUUGGAGAUCUACGUGAUCGGUAACAGCGACAAAGUGCUCCCGUUUCGAGGAUAUUUCUUCAUCAAUCAAACCGUGUCACCGGUUUUCGAAUUUCUCUAUCUGUUCAACGUAACAGCGGGCGGAUUUGGGGGAAGCAUGAUCGCGGGCGCUACCAGUUUCAACCUGGUGGUGAUAAUACACGGCUCGGGCAAAUUUGCCGCGCUGAGGAAGAGGAUGGAGGCUUUGAGCGGGGCCGAUCCUAACUCCACCUCGAUCAUGGGGGAUAACGUGAUUCGUCACCAGCAAGCGAUCAAGUUCGCGGACACUUUGGAAAGGAUCAUAAACGUACUCGCUUUGGGACAAUUCGUCAUAAGUACAGGAUUGAUUUGCUUCGCGGGAUUUCAGAUCACCUCGAUGAUGGAGGACAAGGGCCGGCUGAUGAAAUAUUCCACCUUCCUCAACUCCGCCAUUCUCGAGCUGUUCAUGUUCAGCUUCAGUGGGAACGGGCUGAUCGACGAGAGCGAAGGGAUAGGCGAGUCGGCAUACAACAGUGGAUGGAUCGGCAGCCGUUUCCAUCAAAGCGUCCAGAUCAUGAUGAUGCGCUCCAAGAUUCCCAGCAAGAUAACAGCGGCAAAAUUCUACAGCAUGUCCUUGGAGAGUUUCUCAGCGGUUCUAAGCACAUCGUUCUCGUACUUCACGGUGCUCACAGCCACGAAAAGCGACUAGUAAACGUCGCGGCAGCAGACGAACGGUUUCCACACGUUUCCUAACGAAUCGGUUAGACGGCGAUGACUCAACCUGCAACGGAGGAUAUGUGUACUUCAGUUAGAUCCACUAGCCUAAAAAUAUCGUGUAAAACAAAAUGUCGUAUGUGAACGUUGUAGUCCUACUAGCUUGUUGCUUGGGAUCGAUAGAUUUGUUUUUUUUUUUUAGAAGACUGCUGCUUCUCUGCACAGAAAGAAAAGCAGAUUUCUAAAAAAAUCGACUCGAGA